Molecule: messenger RNA, 2360 nt
Organism: Chenopodium quinoa (quinoa)
Lineage: Eukaryota; Viridiplantae; Streptophyta; Magnoliopsida; Caryophyllales; Amaranthaceae
Product: protein ALP1-like
Exons: 2
Coding region: 1400-2002 (200 amino acids)
Source: RefSeq, a predicted model, not a curated record
UAUCUUCAUUUCUCUCAUUCAAUUUCUAGGGUUCAUGUAGUAUCAAUUUUUGCGUUUUUGGUAUGAAUUUAUUACUUGCGUGUUCAAUUGCAACUUCAGAAAGUUGUUUUCGUUCAAUUUCUAGGGUUCAUGUAGUAUCAAUUUUUGCAUUUUUUUGUAUGAAUUUAUAACUUGCGUGCUCAAUUGCAAUCUUUAGAAAGUUGUUUUUGUUUGAUUUUUUAUUGUAUUAUUAUAAUUACUUCAAGUUUCAGCUACGAAUGUUAUUGUUUUAAGCUUCAAUUCAUUUGAAAUUAUUUAACAAACAUUGGAGUUUUGUAUAAUUUCUUCAUUUGGUAAUUAUAUCUAUGUUAUGAAUGUAAUAGAUUAUUGGUGGUGCUGAACAUGUCUUAUUUUGCUCCAUAUGUAUGCAUUACGAUGAGAAAGUUGCUGCUACUAUUUUGAGUAUAUAGACCAUGGUUUUCUGGUGCUAUACAUGUCUUAUUUUGCUCCAUAUGUGUAUGCAUUACAGUGAGAAAGUUACUGCUACUAUUUUGAGUAUAUAGACCAUGGUUUUUUGCUUAAUUUUGCUUGUUUCUUGACUAGUUUACUCCUCAUGAUUUGGUUGACAAUAUUUGUUAUUUGAUUAACUAGAGAUUGAUAUAACUAUUGUUUUGCCGUUUAUCAGGUUCAAUUGCCAUUUAUUUUCUGUGUUUCUUGUACAAUGCCUCGACUUAUGCGUUCUAUAAGGAAGAAAAAGCUAAAACAAAUACAAAUAGUAAUUGCAAUGGUUAUUAUUAUGUUGAUGAUGUAUUGGAUGUGGUAUAUAAUUAGCGUUGUUACAAUAAGGGGGGUUCAAAUAAAAGAUAGGAAAAGAAACAAAAAAUUGUUACGGAUGUUAGUAUUGAGAGGGCUUUAUAGGGAGAGUGAUGUGAAAUGCAAGAGUGAGCUUCGUGUUAAUAGAAAAACUUUCAAUAUUAUUUGUGAGAUGCUUAGAGACAUUGGGGGUUUGAGUGGAACAAAAAACAUGUCGCUUCAAGAGAUAGUAGCCAUGUUUUUAUACACGUUGGCUCAUCAUAAGAAGAAUAGGUCUAUUGGACAUUACUUCUAUAGAAGUGGAGAAACCGUGAGCCGACAAUUUCACCUUUGUCUAAGGGCUUUUCUCAAGUUGCAUGAAGUACUACUUUACAAUCCCACACCAAUAUUGGAUGAUUGUGAAGAUGAAAGGUGGAAAUCCUUCAAGGUAUUGGUAUUUUCAAAGCCCCUAAAUUUUGCUAGGAUUUUCUUAUUUUUGCUUGUUUGUAAGUAAUAUUUUUUCCUAUUUUUGUAGAAUUUUUUAGGGGCAUUAUAUGGGACUUACAUUAAUGUAAAUGUGCCUUCACAAGAACGACCAAAGUAUAGAACAAGAAAAGGAACGAUUGCUAUGAAUGUAUUGGGAGUUUGUGCACCUAAUAUGCAAUUUAUUUAUGUUCUUCCUGGUUGGGAAGGCUCGGCCCAUGAUAUGCGUGUACUUCGAAAUGCUCUUUCUAGACCAAACGGUUUUAGAGUACCUCGAGGUAAUUAUUAUUUGGCUGAUGCGGGGUAUACGAAUUGUGAGGGUUUUCUUGGUCCAUAUAGAGGUCAAAGAUACCAUUUAAAAGAAUGGACGGAUCGACAACCCGAAAGUGCCGAGGAAUUCUAUAACAUGAAACAUGCUAGAGCGCGAAAUGUGAUUGAAAGAUGUUUUGGCCUACUUAAAGGAAGAUGGAGUAUACUUAGAAGUCCUUCGUUUUUCCCUAUUCGAACUCAUGGACGCAUCGUGAUGGCUUGUUGCUUAUUACAUAAUCUAAUUAGAAAAUUCAUGCCUACGGAUGAUAUAAAAGAAGAUGAAUUGAGUGAAUCCGAUGAUGAGUCCGAGAGUGAUUCUGAUGAUGAGAGGGAAUUUAUUACAAGUGUUGCUACUUCAGAUCAUUGGACCAAUUUUAGAAACACAUUAGCCCAAGAUAUGUUUAACAAUUGGAGGGCGAGAGGUAGACAUGGUCAAUAACAUAAAAAGUAUGUUAUGCUUCAUUGAUUUGUUCUGUUCAAUUCUAAUAUGCCUUAUAUUUUGUUCUGAAGGAGUAAAGAGAGCUGUGUGUUUAUGAUGGUUACUAAGGACUGUUAUCAUUUACCAGACAUUUCUUAUUAGUGAGUGUGUUUUUCCGUAUUGUUGUAAUCCCAUCAUUCUCUAUUCAAGAUUAGUUAAUCCUAUUAUGUUGUUUUGAUUGUAAAGUUUGGUGUACAUUGAUCUUGUAUCGAAACAUAAGGCUUCAUUGGUCUAUAUUUACUAUUAGGAUUUUGUCUUGGACAUUAUAUUUUCUAGUUUUCAUUGAUUUGUACUAGUGUGCUUCAUUGCCUUCAUGGUU